AAAAGAUUAAAAUAACCGUUUUUUGUUGUUUAUAGGUUAUCAGAAUGGACAUUAGACCCAAACGGUCGUAGCAAACAACUCCGCACUUUUAAAUUCGAUUAUUUUGAACUUGCCACGUUCUACAGAAAAGUUUAGAAACACCCUGAGCUGCGAGCAGCCUUCAAGCCUAGUGGCUGUGAAAAUAAAAUCUGAAAUUAGAGGUCUUGCCUUCGAAAUGGCACGCGUUUCACUUGCAACAUGUGUGGCGGUUUUGCUUCUGGUAUCUACACCACCCGUUGCCGUUGGGUUUGAGUCGAACGAAUGGUGGAAAGGCACGAUCGUGUACCAGAUCUACCCUCGUUCCUUCAUGGACUCAGACGGUGAUGGUGUGGGUGAUCUGGCUGGUAUCACGUCUCGUUUGGAGUACUUCAACGACAUUGGGGUAGGCACUGUAUGGCUAAGCCCGGUAUACAAGUCUCCCAUGGCCGACUUCGGCUAUGAUGUGGCCGACUUCAAGGACAUCGAUCCCAUAUUCGGCACCAUGGCUGACUUUGAUGCGCUGAUCGCCAAGGCACAUCGACUCGGCCUUAAACUCAUGAUGGAUUUCGUGCCAAACCACUCCAGCGACCAGCACCAAUGGUUUCUGGAUAGCAAGAAGAACAAAGACAGCACCAACGAAUACAAAGAUUACUACGUCUGGGAAGAUCCUAAGCAAGGUUGCUCUGAUCCUCCACAGCAAUGCGUUCCGAAUAACUGGGUGAGUGUGUUCGGCGGCUCCAUGUGGGAGUGGGUACCGGAGAGGCAGCAGUUUUACUUGCAUCAGUUCCUCGUGGAGCAACCGGAUCUGAACUACCGCAAGCCAGAGGUAAAAACGGCAAUGGAUGACGUGGUGCGUUUCUGGCUGACUAAAGGCGUGGACGGUCUUCGCGUAGACGCCAUCAGGCACAUGUAUGAGAGCGAGGGUCUUGAGGACGAGCCAGUGAAUCCUGAUUACACACCCAAACCGGGUGAGCAGGCACAAUACGACAGCUUGCUCCACACCAUGACAGCUGAUCUCCCUGAACUGCAUGACGUCAUCAAGGACUGGAGGGACAUCUUCCAGGAAUUCAGCACUGAUCAGUAUCGGUUCAUGGUGACAGAGACUUACGAUACUCACAAGGCACUCCUCCCAUACUACGGAACCCCGGAACGACCUGAGGCAGAUUACCCUUUCAACUUCGGUUUGAUUGAACUCAACAAAGAGAACUUGUCGGGCACUAAAAUACACCAGCUGGUAGAUGAUUGGAUGAAGGACUUGCCACACGACAAGUGGCCAAACUGGGUCAUUGGUAACCACGACAACUUCCGAAUCGCUGAUAAGAUAGGUCUUGAGUAUGCACGAGCCUUGAACGUCUUGAAUCUUCUCCUGCCUGGUACCCCGACUACCUACUACGGUGAAGAGAUAGCGAUGGAGGACAUCUGGGUCUCAUACAACGACACCCAAGACCCGUUCGCGAUCAACAACCCCGAACACUGGGAGGAGUACACACGAGAUCCCGAACGUUCUCCAAUGCAAUGGGACAGGUCAUCUCAUGCUGGCUUCAGCACCACUGCCGGAAAAACAUGGCUUCCUGUCAACCAGAACUAUCUCUCAGGAAUCAACGUUGCUGACCAAAAGGCAGAUAACACCUCCGCGUUGGCACUCUACAAGAAAUUAGCAGCACUCCGUAAAGACGAGCCCGCCUUCCAAACCAACCACCUGAAGUACGUCAUUGUGAACGACAAGAUCUUCUCCUUCCUUCGCAUGCCCGACGAUCAAGAUACAAAGCCCGAUUCCUUCCUAGUCAUCAUCAACGCUGGUACCUCUGAGUCUACUGAUGAUUACACCGCAGCCCUAACGAAGUUAGAGUUGAAAGCUGAGGGUGACGCUGGGGUCAUCAAAGUCAGUAGCAACAUGGAUCGCAACGGGAAAUCCCAGGGGCUGAGUAAAAUCUCUUCCGCUGCAGGCGAGGCACUUAUCAUCAAAGCCUCGGUUUACGGAUUCAGCUCAGCAUCAGUACCAACCCUGUCUCUAACACUCAGCAUUGCAACAGUCAUGGUCAAAAUAUUUUAUCACGUCAUGUUCAAAUAUUGACUCUAAAACCGUAAAAAGAUCAACAAUUUGAUUGUUUGGUUUGAAAAUAAUAUGGCGAAUGACAAUGCGAGAUCUGCUUGCUGUUUUCAUCUCGAAUUAGAAAAGCCUAUAGGUAGAGAUAAUGCAGUGCGUAAUAAAAAGUUAUGUGGAAAAGCUUCAAAAAGUUAAGCUAGGUUUUCUAAAUCCGUUAACUACAGCCAUAUAGUGGGCUUUAAAAAAAUGAUUCCAAUGCCUAUUCUUUUGACCAAUUGCUCUUCUUAAUCCAUUCGAUUUAUUUGCAUGUUACUGAGCAAGCUAGAAUGAAAACAGCAGAAUUAUACUCACUUAUUGGUAGACAAAUAUUAUAUUUGUUAAUACAUUUGUUAACGUUUUGUUACAGUACAAUUAAUAUGUUACAUAAUGACAAAUGAAAACGUUGCAAAGGUUUAAGUUAGAAUGAAAAUGUUUAAUCCAAUAGGUAGAUCGCAGUCGCAUGCAGAGCUUUACUAGUUUUAGCACAAGUGAUUCAUUGGCAUAUUGAUGAAGGCUUGACAUGUAAAUCGUUUCCAAAGCUAAAAAAAAACAUGUUAUUAUCCGAAAAAAUUAUAAGCCAACUAUAAUUAUCCGACAGACUCAUAUAGAUUACCAGAUAUAGUUAUACUUUGAAGCAGUUGAGGUCAUUAGUUUAAAGAUAAUUGUAUUAAAUGCACAGCCUAAAACUAAAAAAAUGGAAAAAUGUGGGUUUUUUUUGCUAGAAUGGUGAUUUGAUUCUAGGUUCGUAAAAUGAAGAUUUU
This is a messenger RNA of Patiria miniata (bat star), 2865 nucleotides long. RefSeq names its product maltase A3-like. The transcript has a single exon. The record is from RefSeq and is a predicted model, not a curated record. Gene Ontology annotation, biological process: carbohydrate metabolic process; amino acid transport. Bases 215 to 2092 code for a protein of 625 amino acids. Lineage: Eukaryota; Metazoa; Echinodermata; Asteroidea; Valvatida; Asterinidae.